AUCACUCUCAUUUUCAAACCAUCAUACUCUCUCUCUCCCUCUCCACAAUUUUGAACAAGAGAGAAAUCAACUGAUUCCUUCUCCUGUAAUCUUCGCGGAGCUAGAUCUUUGCAGACAUGGAUAGUCUGAUUACUUUGGUGAACAAGCUACAAAGAGCUUGUACAGCACUAGGCGAUUAUGGCGAGGAAAGCGCUCUGCCUACUCUCUGGGACGCGCUUCCUUCUAUCGCGGUUGUCGGUGGUCAGAGCUCAGGAAAGUCAUCUGUGUUAGAGAGCAUUGUCGGCAAGGACUUUUUGCCUCGUGGAUCUGGGAUUGUUACACGACGCCCUCUUGUUCUACAGCUUCAUAGGAUUGAAGAAGGAAGAGAAUAUGCAGAAUUCAUGCAUCUUCCAAGAAAGAAAUUUGCUGAUUUUGCUGCUGUGAGGAAGGAAAUAGCUGAUGAGACCGAUAGAGAGACUGGUCGCUCAAAGCAAAUUUCAACUGUUCCGAUUUAUCUUAGUAUCUAUUCUCCCAAUGUUGUAAACUUGACACUUAUUGAUCUUCCUGGACUUACAAAAGUAGCUGUUGAUGGUCAGCCAGAUAGUAUUGUGUUAGACAUCGAGAAUAUGGUCAGAUCUUAUAUUGAGAAGCCCAAUUCCAUAAUAUUGGCCAUUUCUCCUGCCAAUCAAGAUCUUGCAACGUCAGAUGCAAUUAAAAUCUCCCGUGAAGUUGACCCCACAGGAGAGAGAACAUUUGGAGUUUUAACCAAGAUUGAUCUUAUGGACAAGGGUACUGAUGCUGUUGAGAUAUUGGAAGGCAAAGCUUAUAAGCUAAAGUUUCCAUGGGUUGGUGUUGUGAACCGCUCCCAAGCUGACAUCAACAAGAACACUGACAUGAUAGCUGCCAGGCGUAGGGAGUGCGAGUAUUUUGCAAACACACCUGAAUACAAGCACCUUGGUCACAGGAUGGGUUCUGAGCAUCUAGGGAAGAUACUUUCCAAACAUCUGGAGCAAGUCAUCAAGUCUAGAAUCCCAGGUCUUCAGUCUCUAAUUAACAAGACUAUUAUUGAUCUAGAAACAGAACUGAGUCGCCUUGGGAAGCCUGUUGCUAAUGAUGCUGGAGGAAAGCUAUACAUGACUAUGGAAAUAUGCCGUAAUUUUGAUGGAAUAUUUAAAGAACACCUCGAUGGCAUACGGUCAGGUGGUGACAAAAUAUAUAACAUAUUUGACAACCAACUUCCUGGUGCAUUGAAAAGGUUGCAAUUUGAUAAACAACUUUCAAUGGAGAAUAUCCGUAAGCUAAUUACAGAAGCUGAUGGAUAUCAGCCUCAUUUAAUAGCUCCUGAGCAAGGAUAUCGCCGACUUAUUGAAUCUUCACUGGUAUCAGUUAAGGGGCCAGCCGAGGCUGCUGUUGAUGCUGUUCAUGCUGUACUAAAGGAGUUGGUUCACAAGUCAAUCAAUGAGACUAUGGAACUAAAGCAGUAUCCAACUCUAAGAGUAGAGGUUGCAAAUGCUGCAUGCGAGUCUCUAGACAGGAUGAAGGAAGAAAGCAGGAGAGCAAUUUUGCAGUUGGUAGAAAUGGAGUAUAAUUACAUUUCGGUUGAUUUCUUUAGAAAACUUCCACAGGAUGUUGAGAAGGGCGGAAACCCUACCCAUUCGAUCUUUGAUCGAUACAAUGAUUCAUACCUCAGACGAAUUGGAACAACUGUUUUAUCGUACGUGAACAUGGUAUGUGCGGGUUUGAGAAACUCAAUUCCGAAGUCUAUUGUUUAUUGUCAAGUAAGAGAGGCCAAGAGAAGUUUAUUGGAUCAUUUUUUCACUGAAUUGGGCACAAAGGAGGUAAAACAGUUGAGUCGAUUAUUGGACGAAGACCCAGCAAUGAUGCAAAGACGAAUCUCCCUUGGAAAGAGGCUUGAAUUAUACAGAUCUGCUCAAGCAGAAGUUGAUGCGGUUGCAUGGUCAAAGUAAGGAAGUUAUGUUUGUUGGAGUUUUAUUACAUACUAGGAGACCCCUACUCUCAUUCAUUUGUUGAUUGCAAAAUAUGUAUGAAAAUCAAAAUGUAAGCUUAUGUUGUAUAUCUAUUUGUUUUCCUUUUCA
Molecule: messenger RNA, 2075 nt
Organism: Impatiens glandulifera
Lineage: Eukaryota; Viridiplantae; Streptophyta; Magnoliopsida; Ericales; Balsaminaceae
Product: phragmoplastin DRP1A-like
Exons: 16
Coding region: 117-1946 (609 amino acids)
Cellular component (GO): membrane; cytoplasm; microtubule
Molecular function (GO): microtubule binding; GTPase activity; GTP binding
Source: RefSeq, a predicted model, not a curated record